Pseudocercospora fijiensis CIRAD86 is the source of this 1671-nucleotide messenger RNA. RefSeq lists its product as uncharacterized. Gene Ontology annotation, molecular function: transcription coregulator activity. Gene Ontology annotation, biological process: regulation of transcription by RNA polymerase II. The coding region runs from base 1 to 1671 and encodes 556 amino acids. The transcript has 4 exons. Lineage: Eukaryota; Fungi; Ascomycota; Dothideomycetes; Mycosphaerellales; Mycosphaerellaceae. The record is from RefSeq and is a predicted model, not a curated record. Gene Ontology annotation, cellular component: core mediator complex; mediator complex.
AUGGCUUCCACUGGAGUGCUUUCAAUCAAGCCAUGGGCCACCACCAAUGGUACGCAGACACCACCACUCAAAGACGUCCUCGCCCAGCUUCACAAUGAGCGCGGCCACUUUCGAAACGUCACCGAGGCUUCGCUCCAAGAAGAGCUUGCUGCCGAUGGCGGAAUUGAGCUGUCCGAUAGCAGUGACGACGACGAAGAUCAAGACCUUGUGAAGGAGAAGAAACAACCCACCACGCGGCAGGAGCUAUACACUCUCAAGACCGACAUCUGGACCCUUGCCAGCGACGCGCACCAGCAGAUCUUGCUCUCCCUCGACAUGAUGAGCCUACUUGAAAGCAAGUAUGCCCCAGCUCAGGCCAAGACCACCAUGUCACCAGCACUUUCCGCAGCUACCCCAACAGGAACCUUAGCAGCAGACGUUUGGCACCGCAUGCCGCAGGACAAGACGAGAGAAGCGCAAGAUGAUGCAUUGGCGAGCAAAGCACGAAUGAAGUACCUCCAGCAGAGCGCAGAUGAUCUUCUUACAGCAAGCAAGCGCCUUGAAGACAAUGUGCGGAAAGAGACGAUGUUUUGGGAUCAGAUCUUGGAUGUCACCAACAAGGGAUGGAGCGUGAGUCGCAUACCAACGGGACAGAGAGCACAGCAGAGAUUGUUAGGAGUACAUUUCGGAUUUGCAGGAUGCAGACCAGAGUUUACAAGAGGCAUCGCGGCACUAAUGACCGAUUCGGAGGGCAAUAUCAAGCUGGAGAGAGGCGUGGGAACGAAACCAAAGGCAAUCAGAGCAAUCUUGAAGAAGGAUGGAGAAGUCAUUGGACAGUCGACACUACCGAAACUACCAGACACCGACGAAUCCACUCUCGAAUCCCGCAUACGCCAUGCUCGCGACAGUGUUUUCGACGAAGAAUUAUACCACGAGAUGCUCCGAGAAGCACGCACGCUCCGCUCCUACGAUGUCAAGAUGAGCAGCGGCAUCAAAAUUCCAUUGCACGACCACACUCUGGACGUCGAGUUGACCCCACUCGACGACCUCACCUCACACGAGUCGCUUCCGCACUCCAACGCCAGCGAAGCCGCCGUCCUCGCUUUGCGGCUCUUAUUGAGCCAAGCUCACCGCAGAGCGCUGGAGAAAAAGGCGCUCGUACCUCCCCCAAUGGCCGAGAAAAGCUCGAGGUUUCACGAUGCAGCUGUUCAUAUGGUUUUGGCCUUCCUUCCAAGGCGGACCCGUGUCUAUGCUACUGGCAUUGGUUCUGGACUCUGGUGGAGCAUCUUGAAGAGUGGAACCUCGCUCGCAAUAUCAGCGCGUUGCAUAUCACGUCUGAUCCGAGACCUCCACCAGAAAGGCAUCGGCUUGAAGCACACGGCAACUGGCACCCAUCCUUUCGGCGCGGAUUCAGUCAACGCAGUGGCUGCUCUCGUGCUAGGAAUGCCAGGCGUAGACACGAAUGCCGUACCGCUGCCCAAGCUGCUUGCAUGUCUGGACGAGGCAAGCAAGACCCAACCCGACAGGCUGCCGCCUUAUACGGCUCAGCAAUGCACGAUCGCCGUCGACGACUUUGCAGAGUGGCAAACGGCCGCCAAGCAUGCUAUCCUGCGCGGCCGCAUCUUUCGACGCGAGCCUAACUCAUCUAUCGCAGCACCGCAUACGAGCGAGCAGAGCCCACAGCUCUGCUAG